This is a messenger RNA of Zophobas morio, 384 nucleotides long. RefSeq lists its product as uncharacterized. The record is from RefSeq and is a predicted model, not a curated record. Lineage: Eukaryota; Metazoa; Arthropoda; Insecta; Coleoptera; Tenebrionidae. The annotation marks the transcript as partial. The transcript has 2 exons.
AUGAGAUAUAAAGAUUCAGAUCUGUCCUCGCCCACUGAUAUAGUUGAUGCUUUUGGGGAAUUUUUUGAUAGCGUGUAUAUUAAUUCUGAUCCUUUAUAUGCUGAUAGCUUAAUAAGUGAUAUUGCUCCGCAACUAAAUGUUUCUGUUGACUCUGUUACUGAGGAGGAUAUUCUAUUUGCAUUGAAAAAGUCAAAAGACACCAUGACUGCAGGACCUGAUGAAAUAAUUGACAAUAGAGGUCAAGUGGAUUCAAUUUAUAUGGACAUAAGCAAAGCUUUUGAUCAGAUUGAUCACUUUAUAUUACUGAGUAAAUUAAAAGCGUAUGGGUUUUCUGAUCAACUGAUUUCAUUUUUUCGUGAAUAUCUUACCAAAAGGGAACAAAGA